This is a messenger RNA of Porites lobata, 583 nucleotides long. NCBI's taxonomy places the organism in Eukaryota, Metazoa, Cnidaria, Anthozoa, Scleractinia, Poritidae. The record is from the annotation of a GenBank genome assembly.
AUGGCAACUAAACCAGAAUUCUUAGUCACCAAGGAGAAAAUGUUAGUCGCAUUGGUGACCAAAUCAGUCACAACUUCAAGCCCUGCAAAAACAAAUCAGUUGUAACAGUUUUGUUCUAUGGAAGUGAUAGACCUCUUUCAACAUACAUAAAAAAAAGGUAACAUAGCGUUCACAGAUCAAUAAAGAUACAAAAAGGUCCCUUAGUCAUAUUCAUUCUUGAAAAUGAAAACGUCCAAAAACUGUGGCCUUAAGCUUGCUUUAAAUGAAUAACAAGGACUUUUAAAGUCAUUGCAAUUCACUCUUAAAACAAAUGGAAAAGCAUGGCAACACUGACUCCAAGCUUCCCUAGUUUAUCCUGAAUUUCUGAGUGACUAAAAACAAUUGGGUGUUUCUUUCAUAACAGGCAACAGUCAAAGGACUUCAAAUUUAUUCAUAUAUUGAGGACGUUACCCAAAAACUCAUGGAAUCAAGGCAUGCAUUUUUGCAAUCCCAAGGCUUACUGUUUGUUGGAAACCAUACUGUAUUACAAAACAGUUUUGACGCUGUCAGUACAAUAAAACUCUGUAUGAGGGAAUUUGGAUAG